AUGGGAAGUGAAGCCAAAUACUAUCUACAGGAACAUUCCAUUCCACAGUUAUUCGAGGGUCUCAUGAGUGGCUUGAUAUACAACCGACCCGACGAACCGCUAAGGUUUUUGGAGACGGCAAUAGCUCAAAUACGUGCAAAUCCUGAAGAAGAAUACAGAUGGGAUAUGUUCAUCGACAAACGAAAAGUUACAGUCCAGCUCGGAAACACCUACGCGAAAACACCGAACCGAGAAGUUGCCGCUCCACCAAAGCGCAUUGAAGAACAGGAA
Messenger RNA from Ostertagia ostertagi, 270 nucleotides. Lineage: Eukaryota; Metazoa; Nematoda; Chromadorea; Rhabditida; Trichostrongylidae. The record is from the annotation of a GenBank genome assembly.